Messenger RNA from Orbicella faveolata, 2187 nucleotides. RefSeq lists its product as uncharacterized. Gene Ontology annotation, biological process: DNA integration. The record is from RefSeq and is a predicted model, not a curated record. Lineage: Eukaryota; Metazoa; Cnidaria; Anthozoa; Scleractinia; Merulinidae. Gene Ontology annotation, molecular function: nucleic acid binding.
AUGAAUGUUCAAAUUAGUGUUGAAGAACAAUUGAAUGAAACACUUCAAAAGUUCUGGGAUUUGGGGUCCAUUGGUGUCAGACUUGCUGAAAGUUCAAUUUCUACUACUCAUGCAGAAGAUGUGGUCUUGAAGAAGUUUAAAGAGACACUAACAUACAAUGAUGGUCGCUAUGAAGUAUCCUUACCAUGGAAGGAAGAUUGCAUUUCAUUGAAAGAUAAUUACCGGCAAGCGGAAAGUAGGUUGUACAAUCUAGAAAAGAAGCUGCUCCAUGAGCCAGUGAAAGCUGCAUCGUACAGAGAAGCGAUUAACAAGUAUGUUGAGAACGGUGUUGCUGAAGAAGUACCUUGUGAUGAAAUUACACCAACAGAUGGGCGUCCGGUGUUCUAUCUCCCUCAUCAUGCGAUCAUCAGGGAAGACAAGCAGACAACCAAGACAAGAGUUGUGUUUGAUGCAUCAGCGAAAGAUAGCAAUGGUGUCUCUCUGAACAGCUGCUUAGAGCCAGGCCCAGCAUUACAGCCAGAUUUGGUCGGAAUUCUUCUGCGUUUUCGAAAGAAUUAUGUUGGUAUCAUGGGUGACAUAGAGAAGAUGUUCUUGCAGAUUCGGUUAAAAGAAGAAGACAGAGAUUCACACCGGUAUCUGUGGAGAGAUUUGGACCCCAAGGCCACGCCUAAGAUUUACAGAAUGACAAGGGUCACAUUUGGAGUUGUUUCCAGUCCGUUUCUUGCCAUUGGCACUAUUCAAGAGCAUGUGAAAAGGUGUAAAGAAACAUUCCCUGUUGCAUCAAAUGAAAUCUUGAGGAACACUUAUGUUGAUGACUUUGCUUCAGGGAGAGACAAUGUGCAGGAAACGCUGAAAUUACAGCGAAGUGCUACUGAGCUUAUGCAGAAAGCUGCCUUUAAUUUGACAAAAUGGUCAAGCAAUUCAUCUGAGCUUAUGGAGGCCAUACCAGAGAGGGACAGAGCAGCAGUUAGUCUUGUCAGCCUGGAAAGUGAUCUAGCAGAAGCACAUCCAAUCACAAAAGCAUUAGGAUUAAAGUGGAAUACACUUACUGACAACCUUGUCUUUACAAUUGAUGUGGACAUUGUUAAGUCGAGAUCAAAGACAGUGUACACUAAAAGAAAGGUGGCGUCUUUAGCAGCAAAGAUAUUUGAUCCGAUUGGUCUAAUCGCACCCUUUUCAGUGAGGUCAAAAUUAAUUCUUCAAAGCUUGUGGACCAAGGGUGUUGGAUGGGAUGAGGAAAUUCCCAUGGAAGUCUCAUCGAAAUGGAAUCAGUGGGUUCAAGAGAUUUCUGAACUUGGACACCUUCAAAUUUCUAGAUGUUACACUGAUUUGCCAUUAGGUCAGAACCCCAAAGUAGAGCUACACGCAUUUGGUGAUGCGUCAGAAGUUGCUUAUGCCUCUGCAGUUUAUCUGAGAGUUGUUUGUGAAGAUGGAAGGGUAUCUACCAGUCUUGUGAUGUCCAAGACCCGAGUGGCUCCUGUAAGGAAGAUUACCCUACCGCGCUUAGAGUUGAUGGCUGCUGUAAUUACUGCUAGACUUUGCACCUAUGUCAAAGGUGCAAUAGAUUGUCCCAUUAGCCGCAUUGUUUGUUGGACAGACAAUUCUUCAACGUUACACUGGAUUAGAGGAGCAGCCUCACAGUGGAAACCAUUUGUUGCUAAUCGUGUUAUUGAAAUUCAGUCGUUGCUGGAUCCCAGUGUUUGGAGGUAUUGUCCAGGACCGCAGAACCCAGCUGAUCUACCUACCCGAGGUUUAUCUGCAAGUCAGUUACGAGAGAGUCAUUUGUGGUGGAAAGGACCCUCUUGGUUGCAAGAGUCCGAAAAAGAUUGGCCCGAGGAUUUAAGGUCAAAACCCUCCAGUGAAAUUGUUAACCCAGAGAGGAAGAGUAAAGCUAGUGUCAGUUGUGUUGUGCAACCCAAAGAGCCGUUUAUUGACUUCACAAGAUUCAGCAAGUAUAGUCGCUUGCUAAGAACUGUUGCUUGGAUCAGAAGAUUCGUUAGCAACUCAAGAGUGAAAGAAGAGGAAAGAAUUGACAGCCCUUUAACUGGUUUAGAGAUACAAAAUGCAGAAGAAUGGUUGAUAUCUCAUGUACAAGAAGCAGGUUUUCCUGAAGAAAUUGCGUCAUCCGUGAACUACAUGCUGGAGUUGAACACACUUUGUCACUUUUGCGACAGAGAUUUUGGGUGA